Messenger RNA from Periconia digitata, 3216 nucleotides. The record is from the annotation of a GenBank genome assembly. Lineage: Eukaryota; Fungi; Ascomycota; Dothideomycetes; Pleosporales; Periconiaceae.
ACGGGUCAUAAACAGCCAACAAUCCGGCCAAAUCGUUUUGUACCUGUACCUCCUCCCCCUCGUUUUACACCCCUCAAAAACUCCAAUACUCACACCAUCAUGUCUGCAACCAAAUCACUUCACCCGUCCGAGACCCCGGACUGGAACAAUCUCAGCGUUUUACACAAGAACACGUUGCCACCCCGCGCUUACUUUCACAAUUACCCCACCGAGAAUGACGCUUUCAGCUACGACAUCACCAAGUCCAAAACCCACAGCCUUUCGGGGACGUGGAAAUUCCAACUCGCGAAAAAUGCAUUCGAAGCGCCCGAUGGGUUUGCAGCUCCGUCUUUUGACACAUCCUCGUGGAACGAUAUCGCGGUCCCGGGCAUGUGGCAGCUGCAGGGGUUUGGAAAAGGCCCCCAAUACACUAAUGUCGUGUACCCGUUUCCUGUAGACCCUCCAAACGUACCCUUCGAGGACAACGAAACUGGUUCCUAUGUCCGCAAAUUCACAGUACCGGAAAAUAUUCGGGAAGAGCAGAUCAGACUGCGUUUCGAGGGUGUUGACGCAGCGUACCAUGUUUGGGUCAAUGGGAAAGAAGUUGGAUACUCCCAAGGAAGCCGCAACCCCGAUGAGUUCGACAUCACCGACUUUGUGGAAAAAGACGGCGAGAACACAUUGGCUGUAAGAGUGUAUCAAUGGUGCGACGGAUCUUACAUUGAGGAUCAGGACCAGUGGUGGCUAAGUGGCAUUUUCCGCGAUGUCUACCUAGUAGGAUUCCCCAAGGAAUUCCGUAUCGAAAACGUCUAUGUUGAAACGAAGCUCGACGAGUCCUACACCAACGCAAAAGUGGUGGUGCGAGUCCAGUCCAACGGCGGAUCCGAGAGAAUCAACCUCAAGCUGAUGGAUCCCAGCGGGAAAACCGUCAUCGCAAUGCCUUCGAAUACCGGAGACGAUGGACGCGGCACAUUCCUACUUCCGGUCAACAAUCCACUCAAGUGGACGGCUGAGACUCCACACCUCUACACAUUGCAUGUUUCCGUCAACCGUUCGCAGUACAUUCCCACGCGUGUUGGAUUCAGGCAAGUCGAGAUGAAAGACGGUCUGAUUAAGGUCAACGGCAAGCGGAUUGUUCUCCGUGGAGCAAACCGUCAUGAGCACCACCCACAAUUCGGCCGAACUGUUCCCUUGGAAUUCUUGAAGCGGGAUCUUUUACUCAUGAAGCAGCACAACAUCAACGCGAUCCGCACAUCGCACCAGCCCAAUGAUCCGCGUUUGCUAGAUCUUACCGACGAAAUGGGCUUCUGGGUGGUCGAUGAAGCCGACCUCGAGUGCCACGGCUUUGAAACUAUUGAGAGAGCGAAAUUUACUCCCGAACAACAGAAGCUGACGUACGACGAGAAGAAGAUCCUUGCAGAGGACGAGGCUGCGAAAUGGACCACUGAUAAUCCCGACUGGAAGCAAGCUUACGUCGACCGCGCCGAACAUCUCAUCAAGCGAGACCAGCUUCACCCUUCGGUUAUCAUCUGGAGUCUGGGUAACGAAGGCUUCUAUGGACAGAACUUCAAGGCCAUGUACGAUCACAUCAAGCAAUACGACGAUCGUCCUGUGCACUAUGAAGCAGAUAGAGAAGCAGCUAGUGCAGACAUGUACUCCGUCAUGUACCCUACAUUGGAGCGCAUCAUCGAGUUCGGUCAGGACGAAACAAAGACGAAGCCAUUGGUGCUUUGCGAAUACGUUCACGCCAUGGGUAAUGGACCCGGCAACAUCAAGGAAUACAUUGACGCAUUCUACAAAUACCCCAAGCUUCAGGGCGGCUUUGUUUGGGAAUGGGCUAACCACGGGCUGCUGACCAAGGAUAAAACUACCGGUGAUGAGUACUACGGGUACGGUGGUGACUUUGGAGAAGCGGUUCACGAUGCCACUUUCGUCAUGGACGGUGUGGUGAACUCAGACCACAAGCCCAACUCGGGAUUGAUCGAGUACAAGAAGGCCAUUGAGCCGGUCCAGCUCCUUGAGAUCAAUGGCAAGAAAGCCAAAUUCAUCAACAGAUACGACAUCGUGGACCUGGAUCACCUUGUGUGCCGUUACGCCACAAUCUCCGAGUCUGGUGAUCUGGACAUGACCGGCACUUUUGAGAUUCCCGCUGGUGUCGGCCCCGGAGAGACUUUCGAGAUCGACGUACCCUCUGCACCAGACAGCAAGGGAGAGAUCAUCAUGAACGUGUCCUUCCAGCUCAAGCAACCAACCCCCUUCCUCGAAGACGACUUCGAAGUCGCCACGGCACAAAUCCCCCUCAACGACUUCUCCUCCAUCGAACAGCCCUCAUCCUCCCAAGACUCGCUUCAAGUCGACACCUCGACCAAAAACAAAAUCACAAUCACCAGUACCACAACAACCUGGACCUUCGACACCGUCCGAGGCCAACUAACCUCGCUCGUCAAAAACCAAACCUCGCUCCUCACCACGCCCCCAACCCUCAACAUCUUCCGCGCGCAAACCGACAACGACGAGCCCUCCGACGGCGAAGACUGGACCGCGGCCAAACUCGACCUCGCCCUCCUCUCCACCCGCAGCGCAACCUGGUCCCACCCAACCCCCUCCACCUUCGCAAUCACAGUCCACCAACGCCUCGCGCCCCCGGUGCUCUCCUGGUCCAUCGAAGCCCAGCUAACAUACACCUUCACAUCCCACGGGACCCUCAGCAUCCGCGUCAAAGGCACCCCACACGGCGCGAACCUCCCCCGCACCAUCCCCCGUUUCGGCCUCGUCCUCGAGCUCCCGCACCACAUGCAGAAAAUCUCGUGGUUCGGCCGCGGCUUCAACGAGUCGUACCGCGACAGCAAGCUCUCGCAGCCCGUAGGCCUCUACACCUCCGACGCAAUCGACCCUCUCUGGGUCGACUACGAGGUCCCGCAGGAAAGCUCCAACCGCACCGACACGCGCUGGCUGAAACUCUCGUCGAGCGACGAUGCCGCGGCGGAGCUGCUAGUGCAGUUUUCGGAUCAACAGGGCAAGAGGGCGACGUUUGAUUUCCAGGCCAGUCAUUAUCGCAUGGUGGAUGUGGCUGCUGCUAGGCAUCCGUAUGAGCUUCAUAAAUUGAAGAGGGAGGAGGUGGUGUUGAGGUUGGAUGCUGUGCAUCAUGGGUUGGGGACUGGAAGCUGUGGGCCUAGGACUUUGGAUGAGUAUGCGUUGUUUACUGAGGAGAUUGAGUUUGAGACUUUGUUGGUUUAG